Corticium candelabrum is the source of this 1565-nucleotide messenger RNA. RefSeq lists its product as uncharacterized. NCBI's taxonomy places the organism in Eukaryota, Metazoa, Porifera, Homoscleromorpha, Homosclerophorida, Plakinidae. The coding region runs from base 81 to 1427 and encodes 448 amino acids. The transcript has a single exon. Gene Ontology annotation, molecular function: GTP binding. The record is from RefSeq and is a predicted model, not a curated record.
GGGAGACACGUCGGAAAGACUCAAGAAACGUUGCGUCACUUUUAGUAAAACACAAUCGUGUCAACUAAGACUCAAAGCAAAUGAGUUUCUCAAAGGGCAGUGCGUCAGGUCUACGCGACAACGGUUCUUCACGAUACGGAGAUGUACGUUCAUGCAGCACGAGCUCGGAAAUAUCCGGAUCGUCAUGUCCAAGCAGCACGAGUUGCUCAACCGAUGAACGUUGCGAUCGCACCGUCGUCUUGCUAGGCAGAACUGGCGCAGGAAAAUCGACGUGCGCAAAUGUUCUAGCCGAUGAGACUGAUCUAUUCAAGACUAGCGGUGGAUCCACUAGCGAGACAAAGGAGAUGCAACGCGAAAUCGUUAGUGUGGAUUGGCCAAAUAAAACGUACAAAGUGAAAAUUGUUGAUACGAUUGGCAUUGGUGACACUGAACUAUCGCAGCACGAAGUCUUGCAUCGCCUCGCAUUGACCUGCCAUGAAUGCACAGACGGAAUCAACGCUGUCUUUUUUCUUGUAAAAAAUCGCUUUGAAGACAAAGAAGCUGAUGCUUGGGAUAUGUUUACGCAGGUCCUGUUUGGUAAAGAAAUUGUCGACUAUACAGCCAUUGUAAAGACAGAUUUUGCAGAAUUCGAAAAUAGCGAAGCAACCGAAGCGGAUCGCAGGAAGUUGGAAGAAGAAGACAAAGCUACAAAGAGAAUCUUGUCUGGUAUAAAGCACUUUAUAUAUGUCGACAACCCUACUCUGAAGUAUGGAUCGGUGUCCCUUGCGGCUCGUGCAUCUUCUCGAAAGAAGCUCCUCGAGCAUAUAAUUGAGAAAUGUGAAAACGUCUUCCAACCGCCCCUGCUGCGUGAGGUUCACCAACGCAUUUCUGUGUACGUACAACAACUAGAAGAAGCAAAAGAGAAAGAAGAAAAGUUGGAAGCUGAGAUCAAACAAUGCAAAGAUGUAAUUACUCGUCAACAGCUUGAAAAAGAAUCAGAAGAAAUCAAAAGACAGAAAGCAGAGGCAAAAGCGGAAAUAGAGAAGAGGAUGAGACUAGCGGUGGAAGAUCAAGUAAGAGCAGCAGAAAGAAUAGCAGCUGCUGAAAGAGAAAAAGCAGCAACAGAAAGAAUAGCAGCUGCUGAAAGAGAAAAAGCAGCAACAGAAAGAAUAGCCGCUGCUGAAAGAGAAAAAGCAGCAAAUGAAAUAGCAGCUGCUGAAAAAGUAGCAGCUGCUGAAAGAGCAGCAACAGAAAGAAUAGCAGCAGCUGAAAUAGCAGCAGCUAAAAGAGCAGCAGCUACUGAAAAAGAAGCAGAAGCAGAAAAAGCAGCAACAAAGAAAGGUGCGGCUGAGGAAUUUUUGGGAAGUGUAGCUGGAGCAACUGGUAGACUAGCUGACCGAACAGCUACCGCAGUAGUGGACACAGUUAAAGAUUGUUCUGUUAUGUGACUUCAACUCAUUACUAAUUAUAUGUUUGUACUAUGCUAUUGUAUUGUGUGGAUUUUUUGAUUGAAGAUACUGUAAAACAAUUGAGUCUUCAAAAUGUUAGUUCCAUCAUAGUUGAAAACCCUAGGACAAUUAACACGG